Molecule: messenger RNA, 690 nt
Organism: Aspergillus chevalieri
Lineage: Eukaryota; Fungi; Ascomycota; Eurotiomycetes; Eurotiales; Aspergillaceae
Exons: 1
Coding region: 1-690 (229 amino acids)
Source: RefSeq, a predicted model, not a curated record
AUGAUGAAGAACACUCUCCUCUCACUGUCCCUCUUUCUAAUUGGCAGCAUGGCUGCUUCCGAUCCCUCCUGCCAGCACGGCGAUGCAAUUACCACCUACACCGUCAAAUCCAAUGACACCAUCUUCUCCAUAGCAGACCGCUACAACACCACCGUCUGCGACAUCUCUCGCUACAACCACAUCGCCGAUCCGCAAAUGCUCUACACCGGCGAGGAACUCUACAUCCCUCCGCAGCGCUGCGCCCAUUCAGAUCCUUCGCAUUCUUGUCUUCUUACCAACCAAAACGCAACCAAUACCUGCGUCAACGGCGGCCCGCACACCUACACGAUCUUUCAGGGCGAUACGAUCAGAAAAAUCGCCCUGGCUAAGUUCAACAUCACCAUCGAAGCGCUGAACAGCACUGCCGGACACAUGACGUACGGAGCUUCUGGUGACAUCGAUGCUGAGAUUGAAAGCGGGCUCUUGAUCAAGGUCCCGCAGUGCUAUCCGAGCCGCUGCGAGUAUAGGCCGUAUUACUAUACCUGGGGCACGUACAAGGAUCUUGCGAUCAAGUACAAUACGACCCCCGGGCACAUCUUCGCGUUGAACCCGUCGUUUAACCAUAGUGAGACUGGGCCGGGUGUUGGGGGGUGGAUUACGCUGCCGAUGAAUUGUGGUUCGCUGUCUGAUAAUGUUACGGUAGUUUCUUGA